ACGUCAAGCUUUCAUUUCCCAUAGGAUUGAACAGCAAUAGCAAUAGCGAUGGCAAAGACCAAGGGCGAGAAACGCAACAAGUCGGCGAUCAACGAAGUUGUCACCCGCGAGUGCACCAUCCAUUUGGCCAAGCGUGUGCACAACAUCGGCUUCAAGAAGCGUGCACCGCGCGCCAUCAAAGAGAUCCGCAAGUUUGCCGAGCGCGAGAUGGGCACCAACGAUGUCCGCAUCGACACUCGCCUCAACAAGCACAUCUGGUCCAAGGGUAUCAGGUCAACGCCAUUCCGCGUCCGUGUGCGUCUCGCGCGUCGCCGCAACGAUGACGAGGACUCUCCCAACAAACUGUACACAUUGGUUACGUUUGUGCCCGUGCCCACAUUCAAGAAUUUGCAAACGGAGACCGUUGAGUCUAGCGACGAUUAAACAAAACUAUAGAAAUGAGAAUCACACAACAAAAACAACUAAACAGUUUACGCCGCUAACGAAAAUACGUUAAUAAAAAGUAAUUUUUAUUUAGAAAUAACAAUAA
Molecule: messenger RNA, 529 nt
Organism: Drosophila grimshawi
Lineage: Eukaryota; Metazoa; Arthropoda; Insecta; Diptera; Drosophilidae
Gene: RpL31
Product: 60S ribosomal protein L31
Exons: 3
Coding region: 49-423 (124 amino acids)
Biological process (GO): cytoplasmic translation
Cellular component (GO): cytosolic large ribosomal subunit; ribosome
Molecular function (GO): structural constituent of ribosome
Source: RefSeq, a predicted model, not a curated record